Dictyostelium discoideum AX4 is the source of this 378-nucleotide messenger RNA. RefSeq lists its product as hypothetical. The coding region runs from base 1 to 378 and encodes 125 amino acids. The transcript is spliced from 2 exons. The record is from RefSeq and is a predicted model, not a curated record. Lineage: Eukaryota; Evosea; Eumycetozoa; Dictyosteliales; Dictyosteliaceae.
AUGGUUGGGUCAUUAUUUAUGGGUUUUAUGUCUGUUAGUUUGGGUACUUUUAUUGGAAGUGUAGUUAGAAAAUCCUCUAGAGGUGAUCCAAAUAUUUUAGAAAAUCCAACACCGGAUUUUAUAGCAAUUAAUUUUAUGGUUACAAUUUAUUAUUUUUGGAAGGAUUUUGGACAGAUAAUAAUCAGUUUACCAUUUAUCAAUUUAAAAUUAUAUAUUGAUGAAAUUUUAUUAUUCUCAUUCGCAUUAUUAUACUCAUUAAUAUAUAUUUUUGAUAUUAUAUCAUUUAUAAAUCAAAAAAAUAAUUUAAAAUUUAAAAUUAAUAAUAAUAAUAAUAAUAAUAAUAAUAAUAAUAAUAAUAAUAAUAAAAAAUUCAACUAA